Messenger RNA from Anastrepha obliqua, 3619 nucleotides. Its product is annotated as sodium/calcium exchanger 1-like. NCBI's taxonomy places the organism in Eukaryota, Metazoa, Arthropoda, Insecta, Diptera, Tephritidae. The transcript is spliced from 8 exons. Gene Ontology annotation, molecular function: calcium:sodium antiporter activity. The record is from RefSeq and is a predicted model, not a curated record. The coding region runs from base 518 to 3469 and encodes 983 amino acids. Gene Ontology annotation, cellular component: postsynapse; sarcolemma; axon. Gene Ontology annotation, biological process: cell communication; sodium ion transmembrane transport; calcium ion import across plasma membrane.
AUAUUUACCUAAAAAUACAUACAAGUCAAUUAAUUACAAUAAGUGUCUUAUUCUACGAUUAUAUUCUCACCAUGUGAAUAUUAAAAAUUGCAGCAGAUUGGUAGUUUCUGAAGUAUUAAGAAGACUCAGCAGUUUAUUGGACGUUUACAUUUAUAAUACACAUAUACUUUUUCUGAUAUUUCACAAUUAAUUAAACGACUUUUGGUAAAGCUUGAAGAAAAGAAAAUUCAAAAAAAAAAAAAAAAAAAUAAAAAAUCAGUAAAAUUUCAAACAGUUUAGCUGUACAUACAUACAUAUAAAUAUUCAAAAUUAUAAAUUAAAAGAAAAUUUAUUGACAGAAGAAAACUUUUCUCAGAAUGUGAUUAUGUCUAAAAGUAAGAAUACGCGAACUCAUAAAACGUAUCUUAAGCCAUCGCGUCGCGCGUGCAACUCGGAAUAAGACGUUAGCUAAGUAUUCUGGCAGCAGCGAUAUCUCAAAAAAAAAAAAAAAAAAUAAUUCGAAAUUCAAAUAAUUGUGAUGAAGAGACAAUUCGUAGCUAGAAAUUACCGAUUGGACACGUCGACGAAUCUAGGUUGUUUGAUUUGUCUCAUUUGUUUACUCGCUGACUUGAUCGCAGCACAGAAAUUUGCGAGUAGAGAAAUAGAACCAUAUGAAGGACCAUCACUGUAUACACCUACGAAAAAACUAGAUGAAGUUAAAAAUGUACAGCCUAUUGAAGGUGCAAAGGAUUCGCCCCCAACACCAGAAGAAGCUCCAAAAGAUUCACCACCAUUCACAGAAGUGAUAAGUGAACCUAGAGAAGAAACUUUAAAACUAUCCAAUCAAACAGCACUCCGGUCCGACUACGAUAGAGUAAAUAUUAUCUGUAAAGAUGGUCUCGUCCUAAGGGCUUGGCAGCCUUUGGAAGGUAUAUCCCUAACCGAAAGAAUAACGCGUGGACUUGUUUAUUUUCUUGCCAUGUGUUAUAUAUUCAUUGGUAUUGCCAUUAUAUCGGGCCGAUUUAUGGAAUCCAUUGAAGUGAUCACAUCGAGCGAAAGACGUGUGAACGUGAUUAAUAGAAAUGGUCAGAGAGAAAAAAUAUCGGUUCGUGUGUGGAGUAACACGGUGGCUAAUUUAACCCUCAUGGCACUCGGUUCGAGUAUGCCCGAAAUCUUACUUUCCAUAAUCGAGAUGUUUCAGAAGAAUUUCGAAGCUGGCGAUAUAGGUCCAGGUGCAAUAGUUGGCUCCGCGGCAUUUAAUCUUUUCAUUAUUAUUGCUAUUUGCAUUAUUGUGGUACCCAAAGGCCAAACACGAAGAAUACAGAAUUAUCAGGUAUUUAUUGUGACAGCCAUUUGGUCGAUAUUUGCAUAUGUUUGGUUGUGCCUUAUAACAAAGUAUAUAACACCGAGUGUCAUCGAUGUUUGGGAGGGAUUAGUGACAUUUUUCUGUUUUCCGACUCUUGUUUAUCAUGCAUAUCUUACGGAGCAUGGUUAUUUUUGUGCAAAAUGUUAUAAGCCAACCUAUGAAAUGAAUCAGAGUGAUUCGUUUGUGUGGCCAGCUGAGCAUGAGGCCAAUGAUUAUGAAGCGGGUACAGUACGAUCUAGUCUUAAAGAUUUAGUCGAAAGUCCAGAAAUGCGCGAAUUUGAAGAGACACGUCGACAAUACAUAGUUAAGGUGAAAGAAUUGCAUCGAAGGUAUCCGGAAUAUGAUUUGGAAAUAAUUGAGGCAUUGGCGCAAGAACAGCUCAUUCACAAUAGCUCUAAAUCAAUAGCUUUCCAUCGAGUACAAACUGGUCGCUACUUAACUGGAUCUACACAUAUUAGGGGCAAAGUGCGUCAAUAUGUAAACGAGAAAAUCGGAGAGGCAAAAACCUUAGUUCGUAAGAAAGCUGAAGAGGACGCUGAAUUUGAUGAUGACUUUGAGACGCAUAUAUAUUUUGCUCCCUGUCAUUAUACGGUGCUGGAAAGUGUUGGAGAGGUGGAGCUGCAUGUGAUACGAGCCGGUUCUUUGAAGCAGACAACAAAAGUUGAAUACCAAACUGAAGACGGUACUGCAGAAGCUGGCAGAGAUUAUGUUGCGUCGAUUGGUGUGCUAAAUUUCCCUCAGGGCAUUAAAAAGCAGACAAUUAAAAUAACUAUUAUCGAUGAUGAUGUCUACGAAGAAGAUGUACACUUCUACGUGCAUCUUAAGAAUCCCAGCGGCGAAGCCGCACUCGUAUCACCUCAUGUGGCAACCAUUAUGAUUUUAGAUGAUGACCACUGCGGUAUUUUCGGGUUCAAACAAAUCGAUCAUGAGAUUCCCGAAUCGGUGAAAAUUUACAAUAUAGAAGUAAAAAGAUAUUUCGGAGCUUCCAGUAAAGUUAUUGUGCCUUAUUUUACAAAAGAGAAAACGGCGCUCUCAGGGAAAGAAUAUAUGAAUGUGAAUGGUGAACUAGUAUUUCAAGAUGGCCAAGUUGUGAAAGCCAUUGAAGUUGAAAUCAUUGAUGAGCACUGUUUCGAAAAAGAUGUGGUAUUUGAAGUAUAUCUUGGCCGGCCGAGAGUUGCAGCUGGUCAACCGUUGUAUGCCAAAUUAAAAGAAAUUCAACAAAAACCAGACGAAGAAAGAAGUACUAAUGAAAACAUCCUAUUGAAGGGACUUCCGAAAUUAGUAGAUAAAAGGUCGAAGAUUGAAUGUCACAUAAUUGAAAGCGGAGAAUUCAAACAAACAGUGAACAAAUUAGUGCAAACCGCAAACGCUUCAAAGUUGAUUGGUACUACCACAUGGAAGGAGCAACUCCUCGAUGCUCUGACUAUUUCAGGUCGUGGAAACAUUAUUUUAGAGGAUAUCGAUGGUAUAGAGGAAGAAAAUCAUGAUGAAGAGCUCGAAGAGGAGUUAUUAUAUGGAGGAUGUCAAUACGUCAUGCACUUUCUUUCUAUAUUCUGGAAAGUGUGUUUUGCUGUGAUUCCACCAUCUAAAAUGUAUUGUGGAUAUCCAUGUUUCUUUAUUUCGGUUGGGCUGAUAGCCGUUUGUUCAACUGUUCUCGUCGAUGUCACCUCACUUUUCGGCUGCACUUUGGGUGUACGUGACUCGGUUACAGCUAUAUGCUUUGUAGCACUUGGUACCAGUCUACCAGAUGCAUUCGCCAGUAAAUUAGCCGCUAUUCAUGACAAGACCGCUGACAAUGCAAUUGGCAAUAUCACAGGUAGCAACGCGGUGAAUGUAUUUCUUGGAAUCGGUAUAGCAUGGACCCUAGCAGCUGUUUAUCAUGCUUGCCAUGGAGAGAAAUUUAUUGUGCCUGUUGGAUCGUUACUCUUUUCCACUGUGCUGUAUCUUUUUGGAGCACUUAUCGCAUUCUUCAUAUUGCUUUAUCGUCGUAAGAAAUCAAUAGGUGGAGAACUUGGUGGAGUAGUAAAACUGAAGUGGUUUCAUGGCAUGUGUUUCAUUUUCAUGUGGAUUAUCUACCUAGUAAUUAGUACCUUGGAGGCGUAUCAUAUUAUCCCAGGAUUUUAAAACCUAGUAAUUGAAUUGCAUAUGUAUGUAGUAUUAAAGAGCUCUACUAAAUUUCAAUAGAACCACAUAUUGAACACUCGUCGAUAUGGUAUAUUACUACUAAUAACAAACAUAAUUUUUAAUAGAUAAAAAUACAAAGUAGAUUUAAUG